GUGUGUAACUGGAAGAGCAGCGAGAUCGUCAGAUCAUCACACACAAACACACCUCACUGACGCUUUACCGCCGAGCUCAUAGCGAGGCGGUGUGGCCCUUCACAUGGAAAUGAAGAAGAUGAGAGAGAACAUGGGCUGGUUGUACUACCAGUACCUGCUCAUGACAGGCAUCUAUGUGCUGGAGCCGUGGGAAAAGUCUGUCUUCAACACAGUCCUCUGUACUUUGAUGGCCAUGGUCAUCUACACCACCUAUGUGUUUGUGCCUGUUCACGUGUGUCUGGGGCUGGAGUUCUUCUCUGCGCUGGUCCGAGGACAGCCGGAGAGCACAGUGGCCCUCAUGAACUGAAGAUGAAGGAAAGACAUUUUUUAUUGACCUACGGGUCACUCUUGUAUAUUUUUCUACUCGGGAACAGACAGAUGUAGCCAUGUUCAAGUCUUCUUGAACUCUGCAUGCAAAAGUUUUGGUGAUUGCCAAUACUGAAGAUUUGCAUGAUAUCAUCACAGACACUUUGGCCUGUUGCUACUGUAUGAUUAACGUCCUCUUCAUCACUGGUUGAUAAUAAGCAAAUCAUUAUUUAGACUCUAUAUUAGGAGUCCCUGAUCGGACUGAGAUAUAAUGAUUAUUUGCUCCAGUGCAAAUGAAAACAUAUAAUUAGAACAAAAUCCCCAAAAACAUUUAUUAUUGCAUAUUUUAUAUUUGAAAGUUUUGUAAUCACCUGUGCAAUGUGACUGGUCUAAAUGAAUGUAUAUGCAGGUUUAUUUUUAAAUGCACUUGAUCACAAAUCAGUGGAGGCCAUGUUAAUCGGACCUUUGUUCUGGUGGUGGUGGGAUCUUCUUCCAUCAUUCAGCAGGCUCUGUUUCUGAUGCGCAAAUGCUUGAUAUGCAUAUAAAUAUCUGGAAUUACUGGCAUUCAUGAAUUUAUAGGCACUUGAACAUUUGUUGAUUAAAUACUUUUGGUUAAUGGGUUACAGUUUAUGUUAGGUGUCUAAAACUACUAUGUACUGUUAUGUAGGUACAAUAUGCUUAUUGUGUUGUUGCAUUGCAAAACACUUGUGAUACUAUUAAGGUGUGAUAUGGUUAGGACGGGUUUGGUGCUAUGGGUAGGUUUAGAUGUAAGGGAAGAGCAAUAAGUGCAUUGUAUCAAAUUAAUAAUACAAAUUUAAAAGACCUUACUAUAAAAUGGGAACUGUUUUCAAUAACACACGGAUGUCAUCCCACAGAUUUACUCUCAAAACUAGAACAGAAAAAU
This is a messenger RNA of Pimephales promelas (fathead minnow), 1249 nucleotides long. RefSeq names its product serine palmitoyltransferase small subunit B. Gene Ontology annotation, biological process: endoplasmic reticulum organization; ceramide biosynthetic process. Gene Ontology annotation, molecular function: serine C-palmitoyltransferase activity. The record is from RefSeq and is a predicted model, not a curated record. Lineage: Eukaryota; Metazoa; Chordata; Actinopteri; Cypriniformes; Leuciscidae. Gene Ontology annotation, cellular component: serine palmitoyltransferase complex.